This is a messenger RNA of Arabidopsis lyrata subsp. lyrata, 1283 nucleotides long. RefSeq lists its product as uncharacterized. The transcript has 7 exons. The coding region runs from base 227 to 955 and encodes 242 amino acids. The record is from RefSeq and is a predicted model, not a curated record. Lineage: Eukaryota; Viridiplantae; Streptophyta; Magnoliopsida; Brassicales; Brassicaceae.
CGAACUUAAAACUUUUUCGUUAUCACCGUCAAAAUCAAAAUCAAAAUCCGGGACGAUAAUUCUCACGUUCUCUCCAUCACCUUCCCUCGAUCCAAACCAGAGCGAAGAGUGGGAACUACACGCGAAUCAUCAUCAUCAUCAUCUCUACGUAAUGUGAAUUUUGAAUUCGAGGAAGAAGGCGAAAUCGGAGCAUUGUUGGAUCGAUUUUUGAAGUUCGGAGAAAGAAAUGAUGGCGUCGGAUCCAAAACUCAAGGCUGAGAUCGGAGCCGAUGGUCUUGCAAGAGAAGCUCCUGUAAUUGCUUACACAGAGAAGAUAAUCGAAGAAGAGCAAGUUCAGUUGAGGAAAUAUAUUGAGGAGAACUAUACAAAGAUUAGGGAUGUUGAAAGGGAAUUUGGAAACCUUACAAUGGAAUUGAAACUUACUGCUGGACCUAAGAAAGCAGCAAUGGAACACUUGCGAAAGAAAAUCGAAGUCGCAACGGAAAAGAUCCAUGUUGCUAAGUUGAAAGAAGAAGAAGCUCGAAAGGCAUUUGAAGCAGCAUCAAAAGUUGUAAAGGAUGAAGAAGCAGCAAAACAGAGUCUUUGUGAUGAUUUAAACCGUCUGGUACAACAAAGCAGCAAUACGCAGUACGCCAGACUUGAGGAAUUAAAAAGAAGAUUAGAAGCGCUGAAUCCAAAUAGAUCAUCUACUUCUGUUCAGCAAGUCCAAGAACCGGAGACUAAAUCUGUAGUAGACAACUCACCAGCAGCCAAUGCUAAUCAGACUCACACGGAAAAACUAGAUGGGAAGGAGGAGGGAGGUAAAGAACAUGGACAGAGGCCAGCAACAGCUGAAGGAGAAUCAAAAGCGAAAAAGAAACCACAGAAUCAAGGAAAGGGAAGAGGAAUUGGAAUCAUGAACAAAGGCAGAGGAGGUUGGACAGGUGCUGGAUUCGAUGUCGAUGGUAGAACUUGAAAUACACAUAUCUAUUAUAAUACAUAUACCGAAAGCUGCCUUUUCAAAUCAGAAGUAUGUCAAAUAUUUUGUUACCAGGUACGUUCUAUUCAUCUUUUAACAUCGAUAAACCUGAACGUAGCCACAGAGACCCUCAUUCUGUCAUACACUUGUGUUACCGAAAAAAAAACCAUUCAAUCAUAUUUGGCUUUUCAUUGAUCAUCUUGUGUGUGUCUCUCCAAUUUUAUGCAAUGUGGUUGAUCUAAUAAUCUGAAAGCAGUUGGAUUUUGUUGUCUAAUAUGUUAAGAGUGUGGCUUGAUUGGUAAUGAUAUGGAGGACAAGUUUCAUA